Molecule: messenger RNA, 1224 nt
Organism: Aureobasidium subglaciale EXF-2481
Lineage: Eukaryota; Fungi; Ascomycota; Dothideomycetes; Dothideales; Saccotheciaceae
Exons: 4
Coding region: 6-1148 (380 amino acids)
Biological process (GO): mitochondrial tryptophanyl-tRNA aminoacylation
Cellular component (GO): mitochondrial matrix; mitochondrion
Molecular function (GO): tryptophan-tRNA ligase activity; ATP binding
Source: RefSeq, a predicted model, not a curated record
GUCCAAUGUCGCCAAAAUCAAUUCGUGCAGUAUGCGCGCGCUCUGCAAAACAAAGUGUUGUGUGCCGGCCACUCACACGCCUCAGCAGCAGUGAAGCUUCACCAUCGCCAAGAGUCAUUUUUUCCGGCAUCCAGCCUACCGGAGUACCACAUCUCGGCAACUAUCUGGGUGCUAUGCAGCAAUGGGUCAAACUACAGAACGAAGCCUCUGCCAACACAUCUCUGAUAUACUCGGUCGUGGACCUACAUGCUAUCACUGUGUAUCAGGAUCCUAAUGCUCUAAGGACUUCAAAAAGGGAGAUGCUGGCCGCUCUUCUUGCUGUCGGACUAGAUCCUCAAAAGUGUACCAUCUUCUACCAAAGCGAUGUACCUGCACAUUCUGAACUCAUGUGGAUAUUAAGCUGUUCGGCAUCUAUGGGAUAUCUCUCAAGGAUGACACAAUGGAAGAGCAAACUUGACUUGGACGAGAAUGCCAAUCCAUUAGACUCUUCCACCAAAACGAAGCUGAAGCUCGGCCUCUUCUCCUACCCAGUCCUCCAAGCAGCAGAUAUCUUGAUUCACCGAGCCACACAUGUGCCAGUUGGUCAUGAUCAGUCUCAGCAUCUCGAGUUCGCACGUGAGUGCGCUGCAGGCUUCAACCAUCUGGCCGGUGACAAGCUUCUCGUGCAGCCAGAGACUUUGCUAUCUCCCGCGAAGCGAGUCAUGGCACUCGACAAACCAACCAACAAAAUGUCAAAAUCGGCGCUGAACCCAAAGUCACGGAUCCUGAUUACAGAUUCCUCGUCAACAAUCUCCAAGAAGCUGCGGGUUGCAUUGACCGAUAGUAUCGAAGGCGUGACAUACGACCCUUCGAGUCGCCCUGGUGUCUCCAACCUCAUCGAGAUUGCCUUCAACCUUGAUGGCUCCAACCAUGGUGCAGCCAGUCCUGCCGAGUAUGCAAAGGAUUUCGAGGGAUUGAGCCUUAAGGCACUCAAGAACAAGGUUGCAGAGGUCGUUGAUGAUCACCUUAUGCCCAUUCGAUCAAAGUUCGAGGAGAUUAUUGGUGGCGAUGGCAAAAUUCUUCAGGAGGCUGCGCAGAUUGGUGCAGAGAAGGCUAGGAAGUCGGCCGAGUCGACUAUGCAGUUGGUCAGGCAUGCGGUUGGCUUCUAAGGAACUUCUGUAUGCUAUGGAUGUAUUAUAUCCACAACACUUUCGGAAUGCUGUAGCACAUGAGUUUUGAGUCAUC